AAAAUUUGGCCAAAUCGCGCAAUAAAAACCAAACCAAACCAAAAAAAAAGCCCAUUCCAGUUCCCACAAGCUAUUCCUUAACCACAUCGGUAUCAUCGUCUUCGCUCACACAGUCUCUCUCUCUCUCUCUCUCUCUCUCUCUCACAGACCAGACUUGAAUAUCGCCAUGCAAGCGCUUCAAUCUCCAACCCUCCGUUCUUCCCCAUUAGACCCGCUUCGCAAACGGACCCAUUUCCCACAUGUCACUUGCAGACCCGCUUCCAAGAAGGUCUCCUUCAUCUGCGCAGCUUCGACUACUCCCACUGUCUCUGCUCCCAAGCGCCAGAAGGACCCCAAAAAGCGCGUCGUGAUUACCGGCAUGGGUCUUGUCUCUGUUUUCGGCAACGACGUUGAUACUUACUACGACAAGCUUCUAUCUGGUGAGAGUGGGAUCGACCUCAUUGAUCGUUUUGAUGCAUCCAAGUUUCCCACCCGUUUCGGCGGCCAGAUCCGUGGGUUUAGCUCCCAGGGUUACAUUGAUGGCAAGAACGAUCGCCGUCUCGACAAUUGCCUUCGCUACUGCAUUGUUGCUGGGAAGAAGGCUCUCGAGGAUGCUGAUCUUGGUGGUGAUAAACUCUCCAAGAUUGACAAGGAGCGUGCUGGUGUGCUUGUUGGAACUGGGAUGGGUGGUCUUACUGUCUUUUCCGAUGGUGUUCAGGCACUGAUAGAAAAAGGCCACAGGAAAAUUACUCCAUUUUUCAUUCCUUAUGCGAUUACAAACAUGGGAUCUGCCUUGCUUGCCAUUGAUCUAGGUUUGAUGGGUCCGAAUUAUUCAAUUUCCACUGCCUGUGCUACUUCGAAUUACUGUUUCUAUGCUGCCGCAAAUCACAUUCGUCGAGGCGAGGCUGAUAUGAUGCUUGCUGGUGGAACUGAAGCUGCCAUCAUUCCCAUUGGUUUGGGAGGUUUUGUUGCGUGUAGGGCCUUGUCUCAGAGAAAUGAUGAUCCAAAAACUGCUUCAAGGCCAUGGGACAAAGAUAGAGAUGGCUUUGUUAUGGGUGAGGGUGCUGGAGUAUUGGUAAUGGAGAGCUUGGAACACGCAAUGAAGCGAGGUGCACCAAUUAUUGCAGAGUAUUUGGGAGGUGCUGUUAACUGUGAUGCUCAUCAUAUGACCGAUCCGAGAGCUGAUGGACUUGGUGUGUCUUCUUGCAUAGAAAGUAGCCUGGAAGAUGCUGGUGUAUCACCUGAGGAGGUUAACUACAUAAAUGCACAUGCAACAUCCACUCUGGCUGGUGACCUGGCUGAGAUAAAUGCCAUAAAAAAGGUUUUCAAGAACACUUCAGAAAUUAAGAUUAAUGCAACUAAGUCUAUGAUAGGGCACUGCCUUGGUGCUGCUGGAGGAUUGGAAGCCAUUGCCACUGUGAAAGCCAUAACAACGGGAUGGCUGCAUCCUACGAUAAACCAAUUUAAUCCAGAGCCUGCAGUUGACUUUGACACUGUUGCAAAUGAAAAGAGGCAACAUGAGGUGAAUGUUGCCAUAUCAAAUUCAUUUGGAUUUGGUGGACACAACUCGGUCGUGGCAUUUUCUGCAUUCAAGCCCUGAUUAACCAGCUUGCUUGCAUAUUUUUGUAGAAGAGUCAUGCUUAUUCGAGAGUAGGUUUUCUUUGGUCGUUGAGCUGCUUCAUCUAAUUAACUUUAGAAGACCGUGCAAUUCAUUUCGAGUCAUUUGUUGUUGGUAUGUAAUAAUUUAAGUUGGAGUUCUAUUUAACAGUCCUUAUUUUUAUUUUCGUUUUCUCUAGUUUUGAACAAUCAGAAUCUGUGGGGUUGGUGUGGCUGGCAUUUUUUUUUUCCUUUUUAUAUUUUUGUUUCAGGUUAUGAAUUAUAAAGGUAGAUCGAAAAUUGUGUUGGGAAGCCAUUUUUUCUGAGCAAGUUCAAGGCUUUUUAUUACUUGCUAUUUGGUGCUUCAACUUGGAAAGCCCAUAAAAUGGGUAAAAUUGGAAGUGCCAUUUGUGCUUGUAACUUACAAAUCAAUUCAAGAUCCAAGUAUGAGGAUAUUAUAUUUAAAAGUGCAAAUGGAUGGUUUUUAAGCCCUCUUGUAAUA
Ziziphus jujuba (common jujube) is the source of this 2077-nucleotide messenger RNA. Its product is annotated as 3-oxoacyl-[acyl-carrier-protein] synthase I, chloroplastic. The transcript has 7 exons. Gene Ontology annotation, biological process: fatty acid biosynthetic process. The record is from RefSeq and is a predicted model, not a curated record. Lineage: Eukaryota; Viridiplantae; Streptophyta; Magnoliopsida; Rosales; Rhamnaceae. Gene Ontology annotation, molecular function: 3-oxoacyl-[acyl-carrier-protein] synthase activity. The coding region runs from base 167 to 1579 and encodes 470 amino acids.